AAGCUCGAGGGCUCCAAGAGCCGGGGGCAGCUCCUCAUUUUUGGGGCCACCAACUGGGACUUGAUCGGCCGCAAAGAAGUGCCUAAGCAGCAAGUUGCAUAUCGGAAUCUGGGCCAGAACCUGUGGGGGCCGCACAGGUACGGGUGUCUCUCAGGUAUUCAGGUGCGGAGCGUGGUGUCUGGACCCUGCGCUGCUCACAGCCUGCUCAUCACCGCCGAGGGCAAGCUCUGGAGCUGGGGUCGCAAUGAAAAGGGGCAGCUGGGACAUGGGGACACGAAGCGGGUGGAAGCCCCGAAGCUCAUUGAGGUGCUGGGGGGUGAAGCCAUCGUGCUGGCAGCCUGUGGGCGAAAUCACACCCUGGCACUCACAGAGAGCGGCUCCGUGUUUGCCUUCGGGGAGAAUAAAAUGGGGCAGCUGGGGCUGGGGAACCAGACGGACGCCGUGCCGAGCCCCACGCAGAUCAUGUACAACGGGCAGCCCAUCACCAAACUGGCCUGCGGCGCUGAAUUCAGCAUGAUCAUGGAUUGCAAAGGAAACCUCUACUCCUUUGGGUGCCCUGAGUAUGGGCAGCUGGGGCAUAAUUCCGAUGGGAAGUUCAUUGCCCGGGCGCAGCGGAUAGAGUACGACUGCGAGCUGGUGCCACGCCGCGUGGCCAUCUUCAUCGAGAAGACCAAAGAUGGGCAGAUCCUGCCCGUCCCCAACGUGGUGGUGCGGGACGUGGCGUGUGGGGCUAACCACACGCUCGUCCUGGACUCUCAGAAGCGUGUUUUCUCCUGGGGCUUCGGGGGCUACGGGCGCCUGGGCCACGCUGAGCAGAAGGACGAGAUGGUGCCUCGGCUGGUCAAGCUCUUUGACUUCCCCGGGCGCGGAGCAGCGCAGAUCUACGCUGGUUACACGUGCUCCUUCGCCGUCAGUGAGACAGGCGGCUUGUUCUUUUGGGGUGCCACCAACACCUCCCGGGAGUCCACCAUGUACCCUAAAGCUGUGCAGGACCUCUGCGGCUGGAAGAUCCGCAGCCUGGCCUGUGGGAAGAGCAGCAUCAUCGUGGCAGCAGAUGAGAGCACCAUCAGCUGGGGGCCCUCACCCACCUUUGGGGAACUGGGCUAUGGGGACCACAAGCCCAAAUCCUCGACGGCUGCCCAAGAGGUGAAGACCCUGGAUGGGAUCUACACGGAGCAGGUGGCCAUGGGCUAUGCCCACUCCCUGGUGAUCGCCCGUGACGAGACCGAUGCUGAGAAGGAGAAGCUGCGCAAGCUGCCCGAGUACAACCCCCGCACCAUCUGA
Nestor notabilis (Kea) is the source of this 1284-nucleotide messenger RNA. RefSeq names its product regulator of chromosome condensation 2 (gene RCC2). The record is from RefSeq and is a predicted model, not a curated record. Lineage: Eukaryota; Metazoa; Chordata; Aves; Psittaciformes; Psittacidae. The transcript has 11 exons. The annotation marks the transcript as partial.